AUGACCAACCAAUCCGUUAUAGUCGUCGGCGCAGGCCCUGUUGGCCUUUUUACAGCCCUGAUACUUGCCCAAAAAGGGAUCAAGGUAACAGUGAUUGAGGCAGAUGAAGGAAUCUCUCGGAGUCCAAGAGCUGCACUCCCUUGCGUCAUUCUCGAAUUUGCCAAGGCUGGAAUCGCCCAAGAGGUUUUCGAAUACGGCUGUAGGAGCGAGCACGGAUACUCUUGGCGAGACGGAAACGAUACAACAAAAGUCCUCGCGGAUUUCACGCCUCCGUCAGCCGAUAAUCCCAAUCUUUGCGCAGCCAUGAUAGGGCAAGACGUCUUGUCGCAGAUUUUCCUCAAGCAUUUAAUCAAUACAGGAAAUGCGGAGAUCAUCUUCAACCAUGCCUUCACUCGCGCUGAAGACCAUGGCGAUUCAGUUACCGUUCACGCUCGGCGUGUACUUGAUGAUCAAGAGCUAUCCUUUAACUGCCGGUAUGUCGUUGGAGCCGAUGGUGGUAAAAGUUCGAUUAGAAAGUCUCUAGGCCUGUCGCUUGAAGGCUUUACCUGGUCAGACAUACGGCUCAUUGCAGUCAACAUCCUCUAUGACAUUGAAAAGUUCGGCUGGAAACAUGGAAACUUUAUUGUUCAUCCUGAGGACUGGGCAAUCGUUGUGAAACGUGGAAAAGGGACUUUGUGGAGGGUUGCCACCAGCGUUCCGUUUGCCGAAGGCGCUGAUGGGGAGCCUAUUACUGACAAGACUGUUUUCCCUAUUAUCAAAGAGAGACUUGCGAGGAUCUUGCCGGGGAAUACUGAUGAGAUUGUCUACCUUCAGGCAGCUCCGUAUACGAUUCAUCAGCGCUGUGUGUCGAAAUAUCGCGUUGGUAAUAUCAUCCUCGCCGGCGAUGCUGCCCACCUCAACAACCCCGUUGGUGGACUUGGAUUGACUACGGGGAUACUUGAUGCCGCUCAUCUGGGCAAAGCGUUAACGCAGAUUCUAAACGAGAAUGCCCCAGAUGCAGUCCUCGAUGAAUACGCGAAGGCCAGGCGUGAAGUCUUCACCAACAUCACAAAUCCAACAUCGACUGCGAAUCUGUUGAGACUCAAGUCAACUGCUCCUGAAGACAUCAUCGCGAGGGAGGCAUUCUUCAAGAUGAUGAAUGAUCCAAACGACAGAAGCCAAGUCUUUGCUGGUAUGGCGAAGGAGAUGGGGUUAUCGACUACCUUAGAUAUGAAGGAUUUGGGGCCAAGGCCACAGUUGUGA
Messenger RNA from Fusarium redolens, 1242 nucleotides. Its product is annotated as FAD-binding monooxygenase. NCBI's taxonomy places the organism in Eukaryota, Fungi, Ascomycota, Sordariomycetes, Hypocreales, Nectriaceae. Gene Ontology annotation, molecular function: FAD binding. The record is from RefSeq and is a predicted model, not a curated record. The transcript is spliced from 3 exons. Bases 1 to 1242 code for a protein of 413 amino acids.